Photinus pyralis (common eastern firefly) is the source of this 1592-nucleotide messenger RNA. RefSeq names its product lipase 3-like. The record is from RefSeq and is a predicted model, not a curated record. Gene Ontology annotation, biological process: lipid metabolic process. Gene Ontology annotation, molecular function: hydrolase activity, acting on ester bonds. The coding region runs from base 98 to 1330 and encodes 410 amino acids. The transcript is spliced from 5 exons. Lineage: Eukaryota; Metazoa; Arthropoda; Insecta; Coleoptera; Lampyridae.
CUUGAAAACACUUGUUCCUACGUCCUUUUAUCAAAUAAUUCAACAUUUGAUACUUGAUAACGAUAGGAAAACCAUAUAAAUAGAGAUCUAAAACCAAAUGUCUCCCUCAGCCAUGUUGUUUAAAGGACUUAUUAUUAUAUUAGCUACCGUCUCCUUCUCUCGGCAAGAGGAGGUGAGGUACGGCGAUCUCGUGACGAACUUCGUAGUGCCAGAAGAUGCGAAGCUACUAGUGCCUGAACUGAUCAGAAAAUAUGGUUAUCCGUGUGAAGUGCACACGGUGGUGUCCAAAGACGGGUACGUCUUGGAAAUGCAUCGCAUACCCUUCGGAAAAAGUGGCCCCUCCGAAAAUCGACCGGCAGUUUAUCUACAGCAUGGAAUCCUGGCGUCUUCAGCGGAUUGGGUUCUUAAGCAAGACACUGGCCUAGGAUAUGUACUGGCUGACGCAGGAUAUGAUGUCUGGAUGCCAAAUGUACGUGGCACCAGGUACUCCCGCAAACAUAUAACUUUGGAUCCAGAUAAUGACGCCAGCAAAUUUUGGGAUUUCUCCUGGCACGAAAUCGCAGUUGACGAUGUGCCUACAAUGGUCGAUUAUGUCAUAGAUACGGUGAAGCAAGAACAAAUUUUUUACAUAGGCCACUCUCAGGGAACAACUAUUUUCUAUGUAAUGUGUUCGGAGUUACCAGAAUACAACGGGAAAAUUCGAGCCAUGUUCAGUUUUUCACCUGUGGCAUGGAUGGGUCAUAUGACGAGUCCCUUACUGCGAAUUGUUGCAAUGGCGAACUGGUUUGUGGGGCCGUUCCUGAACCUCAUCGGCGUGCACGAGCUCCUUCCUCAGCACUCAUUUUUUGCAGAAAUAGGGGACAAGUUGUGCGGAGACAACUCAUUUCUUCAACCCCUUUGCACUAACGCCCUAUUUGCGAUAUGCGGAUUUAACCCUAAACAAAUGAACGCCUCGCUAAUACCUACAAUCAUGGGACAUACACCAGCGGGUGCUGCCACGAAACAAUUGCUACAUUUCGCUCAAGAAGUUAACUCAGGACAUUUUAGGAAGUACGACUACGGCUUCUUCCGCAACAUCGCUAAAUACGGAUCCAUUUCUCCUCCCAAAUACAAACUGAAGAAAGUCACAGCUCCGGUCUACCUGCAUUACAGCAGAAACGAUUGGAUUUCGAAUGAGAAGGACGUAAUUAAGCUAUCUCGGGAACUUGGAAAUGUGAAAGGCAAAUUUUUAAUACUGGACGAUCGAUUCAAUCAUGUCGAUUUUGUAUAUGGGAUCGACGCCUAUCAAUUACUUUAUCUCAGAGUACUUGGCCUAAUGAAACGGCACUAGUAUAGUUGUAACGAAUUUUUCUCAGGGAAACUUCUGGUACCAAGUUCUAAGGCACGAGGGUAACGUGUGCGAAGUUUGGAGAGGAUAAGCGAAAAAAAUGGUACCUAUAUAGAAUAGUUUCUUUACCUUUACCGUUAAAGAAGCAUAUUAGAAAUACAUUACAAUAUGUGUUCCUUAUUGUUCAAUUUAUGUGUUUUAGAAUCAAUAUAUCAAUAAGUAUCUACUUAAGUACGAUUAUAAAUUAUAUUCUUAUAUUCUCCUU